CACCUGUAGUGUCACUUUCAACCGCACAGUCGCUUGGAUUUAAAGAAAAAAGAAAGAAAGAAAAAAAAAAAGAAGGUCAAAUCAAAAUCCAUCAAAUAUGACCAAAGCCACCUGGAAACAGAGCGCCGGUGCGACAUAGCAGACGCAUAUGGUUCAGGACAAAGAGGGUCAAGCUCGAAAUUACGAUGCAUCUCACAGCGGUGGUCUCUGUUCUGGUCGUGACAGGCAUCGCCAAAGGUUGGGAAUGCAGCGCAGGGUGCAACACAGAAAAUGGGUUUUGUGAGAAGCCAGGGAAGUGCAGGUGCAAACCAGGGUGGCAGGGAGACAACUGUGACCAGUGUCUGCCCUUCCCCGGCUGCCUGCACGGCACAUGCGAGAAGGCAUGGCAGUGUAUCUGCGAGGAGGGCUGGGUGGGCAGCCUGUGUGACCAAGACACUCGCCUGUGCUCAUCCAGGCCCUGUGCUGGUAAUGCCACCUGCAUAGAGACAGGAGAGGGGGGAUACCUGUGCAUCUGUCCCCGCGGAUACGCUGGAGAAAACUGCCACCUGAAGAGAGGAGCUUGCUUCACAAAUGGCUCUCCUUGUCAGAAUGGAGGCACAUGUACGGACGCCGAUGGCUCAGCAGCCUACUCUUCCUGUUUAUGUCCCCCCGGAUUUUCUGGAGACUUCUGUGAGAUCAGCAUCGACAGCUGCCAGCCUAACCCCUGCCUCAACGGUGGCAACUGUUCAAACCACGGCCUGGCCUUCACGUGUGCCUGUCCGCACGGCUUCACUGGUUUCACUUGUAACGACACCACCAGCCUCUCGCCCUGCGCAGGCCGGCCCUGCGCCAACGGCAGCACGUGUGUUGGUCAGCCUGAUGGAACCUUUCGGUGCGUUUGCCAGAAAUGGUUUACAGGUCCCACAUGUUCCCUGCAGCACAGACCAAAGGCCAGAUCCAAGCCGGUCGGUGCCAGACCUGUGGACCACCGAGUGUUCGCGCUGACCCCGCAGCAUUACUCCCUCCCUGCUCACGCCUUCCACAAGCUCCUCAGACCCCCUGAGAGAGACCUGCUAAAGAUCACCCUGAAGGAGACCGUCCACUCCCCUGGCGUCCUUGUCACCCAGGGUCAGCUCAUCUGCUUCGGCAUACUGGCCCUGCUCACCUGCCUGGUCAUCCUGGGCACUACAGGCAUUGUGUUUUUUGGCCGCUGUGAGACGUGGCUGGCUAAUGCCAAGUACAGCCAGCUUGUUCGGCAGCAAAGGGAACACCUGCUGAGAGAAGCUGGCACCACUAACCAGGAAGAGCCUGAGCACUCAGUAAACAUCAUCCUGCCUGAGAAGAUUAGACUCACCAGCUUUGGGAGACACUACACCUCCAUCUGAUUAAAUUGCCUCUCCCUCUUCCUCACUCCUUCUGGAAGGAGUUUAAUAUGAAUGUCUAAAAAUAGCAACGAAGGAAAUACUAUGACUGUUGUACAGUUGCGUUUAUAUAAAGUGAGAGAUUCUGGACUACCUUGGGAUAUAUUUGAAUGUACAGUUUACUGGAUGAAGUGGGCAAACAAUGACAUUGGAUUCUAAAAACUACUCAUUAGAUAUGUAUAAAAUGAUAAAAUAAUGUUCUACCAAAUAGCACAUUGAUGGCUGGUAAAAAAGAUGCCAUGGUGUGGUAUUUCUUUAAAAACAAAACAAAGCAAAAACAUUAUGGUUUUAUGAUUCGAGUUGAUUUGGAGCACAGUAAUGCUGUUCAUAUUAGAAAAAGGAAGAUGAUUUUGAAAUAGGCAGCAAACAGGACUGCACUUCUUUCAGUAUUUGUAAUUAAACUUAAGUAAUGGUAGCAAUGAUUUUUAACUUUUAAACAAAGUGCACCCAGAUUUUAGAACCAUCACUAGAGCAGCAACAAAAAAAAGCAAUUGGCAACUAUUUUGAUUAUCAAUUUAUCCUUUUAGUCAUUUAUCAAGUAAAACUGCCAGACAUUAAAUGGAACCAGUCUCUCCUGUGUGAGGAUUUAAUGAUUUGCUUUGCUAUAUAUGAUAGUAAACUGAAGGUCUUGAUUUUUCAAAAUAAAGCUAAUAUAGUGAUAUUGAUGAAAUAAGAGGGAUAGUGAUAAAAUAAUUGAUUGAUCGUGAAUUAAAAUAAUCAUAAAGUUGCAGCCUUGACAUCUCCAUACAACAUACUGUGAAUUUGCCAUUUCACAAUUACUGCAAAAAUACAUAUAGUGAGUUUGUCCAGUAUGUGCAGUUAAAAAGUGUAAUGAGAUAUCACUACUUUCCACCAAAACAGUUGUACUUUCAAAUCCUGCAGGUCAUCACUCUACAGAAUAGGCUCAUUUUCUUGUAGAAGGUAUUACUCUAUGUACCUGGAAGUCAUUUCAUUUCCCAAAUAGCAUUCACUUUUCUCUCUCUGUAGAUGUAUCACUUUAGAUGUUGGUUUUAAAAGGUAUAUACAUAGAUGUGCACUCUCUUACAAAGACGUGGGUUAUUUCACAGCUCCUCCAGAAAUGCCGCUUUCUGUCUUUAUUUGAAUCUAUUCGUAUCCAUGCCACGGAUAUAUUCACACCUUCGCCUCUUAAUUGGUCUAAAACUCAUUUGCAGUUUCUCUGAGAUUUUGUGAGGUUUUCCAAACAUUGCUUCUCACUUCUAGAGUAGGAAUUUCACAGGUAAUGCACCACGCAUCUGUGAGCCCUGAAAUCAAUACUUUAACAUCUGUUACGUGCUAUUGGUUUGUCUCAUCAUGCAUGAGAUGGUCACACACUCCUGAUGGAGGGAGAAGCAAUUAUGGAAAACAAGAAAAAAAAAAAAAAACAUGUU
Molecule: messenger RNA, 2788 nt
Organism: Seriola dumerili (greater amberjack)
Lineage: Eukaryota; Metazoa; Chordata; Actinopteri; Carangiformes; Carangidae
Gene: dlk1
Product: delta like non-canonical Notch ligand 1
Exons: 7
Coding region: 186-1364 (392 amino acids)
Biological process (GO): establishment or maintenance of epithelial cell apical/basal polarity; heterophilic cell-cell adhesion
Cellular component (GO): plasma membrane; protein-containing complex
Molecular function (GO): calcium ion binding
Source: RefSeq, a predicted model, not a curated record